Messenger RNA from Macrobrachium nipponense, 1540 nucleotides. Its product is annotated as secretin receptor-like. NCBI's taxonomy places the organism in Eukaryota, Metazoa, Arthropoda, Malacostraca, Decapoda, Palaemonidae. The record is from RefSeq and is a predicted model, not a curated record. Bases 286 to 1023 code for a protein of 245 amino acids. Gene Ontology annotation, molecular function: G protein-coupled peptide receptor activity; peptide hormone binding. Gene Ontology annotation, cellular component: plasma membrane. The transcript has 7 exons. Gene Ontology annotation, biological process: adenylate cyclase-modulating G protein-coupled receptor signaling pathway; cell surface receptor signaling pathway.
AGGUACAGAGGAUGGUAACCACACAGCCAGUGACCUCGAUGACAGGGUCAGGUUCCACCACAUCUAGAGUUGACCAGGGUGGAUUGCUUGGCUAAGCCUCUGUUUGCUGAUAAUGGAACUGUUGGCUCUUGGUGUCCUCGAGUCUGGGACAGGCUCGUCUGCUGGGACUCGGCUGCUCCUAACACGACGGUGUUCCUCCCGUGUCCGAAGUAUGUCAAGGAGUUCAACCACAAGGCCUCAGCGUGGAGACGGUGUGGACAAGAUGGUACUUGGGAGUCUCAGCCUAUGCCAGAAUCAACCUCCAACGAGACUGAAAGAUACAGUUACAUAGGAUGGACCAACUACAGCGCUUGCUUGAACUCCAAAGACUUCACUUAUGAGGAAUGGCUGCCAACGAUAAAGCAGAUGUCCAUCGUAGGCUACAGCGUGUCCCUAGCUACGUUGAUCAUCUCGUUCGUCAUCCUGGCAUCGCUCAGAAAGCUGCGAUGCCCCAGGAACCUUCUGCACCUGCACCUCUUCGCCUCUUUCAUGCUGAGGGCUGGGGUAGUCCUCCUGAGGUCUUCGCUGUUCACUGCCGAGGAUUCCUUGCCUCCAAACUUCCUGCAGAGGGGACUUCACCAUUACAGUUACAACUCCUCAGAGGCCUGGUCGUGUAAACUACUGAUCAGCGUGUGGCAAUACUUCAUCCUAGCCAAUUAUUCAUGGCUGCUGAUGGAGGGUCUGUACCUCCACAGCCUCAUAUUUAUGGCCCUCUUCACAGAUUCAUCCGCCAUCACUUUGUACAUCCUACUGGGAUGGGGUCUGCCGCUAGGUUGCGUCAGCCUGUGGGUGACGCUCCGCGUGACUCUGGACGACAGCCACUGCUGGACUGUCAACUACGUCCAGUGGAUCUUCUGGAUGUGCAUCAGGGCCCCCGUGGCCGUCUCAAACCUGAUCAACUUCUUCUUCUUCCUGAACAUCAUCAGAGUUUUGGUGCUGAAGCUCAGGUCGUCCGUGUCGGCUGAAUCUAUGAAGUAUAGGUGAGUCUAGCUAGGCUGAUUAAGUGGGGACUUCUAGCCAUGGAGAUGUGUUGUCAGUUUGGGUAUUUUUGCCUAUAGUUAGACAUCACCUGGUCCUUCGAGUUACACAUAACAAUAUAUGUAUAUAUAUAUUGUAACGGCUCGUUUUACCGUCACCAAAAUACUCUAUUCAAUUUUCUCUUGAAGUAUCCAUAUACCACUGAUAUGAAGUCCACAAUAAGGUGGAAUCAUACCACAAACUCAAUUUUCAAAGUGCAAGGAUGAAUUCAAGGGAGGAGUAAACAAACACAAAUUUAAUACAGACAGAAAAUACACCUGAACCUCUUUGAGAACAGGAAAUAAAUGAACUACUAUCACACUUAAUAACUUAUUCAACACACGUAUACAAAAUUAAGAUAGCAUAACCAACACACACAAACCAAAAUAAGGGGGCCCAGAAAGGAGGAGGAAAUCAAAAAGAAAGAAUAUCCUGACGAUUACAGGCUAAUACCAAAAAGCUUCAUAUUCAAAAUGCUUAUUAU